AUGAGAAAUAAAUAUAUAAUAUUUUUAUAUUUAUUUGUAAUAAUAUCACAGAUUUAUUGUAGUGAUCCUCCAAAAUGUAAAACAACAAAAAAUGUUUACAAGGAUAGUCAGGUAUUUGGAGAUGGAGAUUCUAAAGAAAAGAAUGUGGAAUGGUGGUUUUUAGAGCAAUUGAGUCACAGUAAAGGUGCUAUUUAUACUGAUAGCACAUUAAAAGAAAUGAAUUCAGAGAUUAAUGAAAUAGUUGAUUUUAAUAUUAGAGAUCCAAAUACAACAAAACCAAACCCGAUUACAUCAACAUACAAACAGAGUUUACCAAAUGAAUCUGGUGCUAUUUUAUUUAAUAGUUUAUCUUAUAAUGAUCAACCCAGUCAUGGUGAUAAUAGUGUUUGUGUUAAUUAUUUUAUCUUUUUUUUUUUUUUUUUUUUUUUUUUGAUUAUUAUUUUGUUGUUAAUAGCACAUGCAAAAGGAUUUUUCAUUUGGAAUGAAAAUGGGGGAAUUCAUGUAAUUCACAGUGUUCCAAAAUCUCCAGAAACAGGAUAUGAACCUCUUUUUAAUUUCAAUGAAAAUACUUUAAAUAAUCAACAUGCUCAACAUUCAAUUUGUAUAACUUUGUCAAAAGAAGAACUUUAUAUUAUUCCAAAGUAUAUUAUUUAUAGUAAUUUAAAUAUUCAAACCAUUAAUACAGUUUCAACAGUAAAUGGUAAUAAAAAGGUAUCAUCAGCCAAUUAUUAUUCCGAAAAUCUCCAAACAAAGGUUGAAAGGAUAAGCACAGGAGUCAUUAAGUUGGAAAAAAUUAAUAGUACAAUUUUAGCAUCACAAAUUCCCAAAACUUUUAAAGAAUUGGAUAGUCUAAUGAGUGAAUAUAUUUUUGUUGGAAAAAAUAAUGAUGGUGAUCCUGAUAUAUGGGAUGGAAUUAUUUAUUUAAAUAAAUGGUCACAAUUGGCAGAUUUAAUUCUAGACAAAGAUAUUACAUCAUCAGAUACAGCUCAAAAUCCUCUUGAAACAAAUGUUCACUAUAAUAAAAUUUAUGAGAGUAAAAAUAAAGGGGAUUACUUCAUUCAAACAACAAAUAAAUACCUCUAUAAAGAGUAUAAUGAAAAAAUUGAGGAAAAUAUUAAAUUUUUAAUAAUUUGGCAUUAUAUAGAUAAUUUUAAAAAUGGUAAUAAUUUUAAAACAAUGGUCCAUACUCAAACAAAGGUUUCAAAAAGUAAAAAUGCAAUUUCUCAAGCAGUUGAAUCAAUUUAUCUUUCUUACAGAUUCGAAACACCUUGGUCAAAAGUUAUUAGUGCUGAUUCAGGAAGUGACCAUUCAAAAAUUUCUUAUCAAUUCAAUAAUAUAGAUAAAGUAGAUAGCGGUGGCGGUGGUGGGACUAUUUGCUUUGGUGAUUUAAAUUGGCAAAGAAAGCAAGAGGCACGUGGAGGUGGUGCUUUUUGUAGUGAUAAAAUGAAAUAUCUUUCUGAAUACUUUUACAGAAGAGUUGGUAUAAUUAGACACCCAGAGGAAAAUCAAUAUCUUAAAAAAGAAUUAUUAAGAUUAAAUAGCAUUGCAGGUCAAAAGUUGAAUUUAAACGGAUUAAUAACUAAAUAUCCAAAGGAACUCAAAGUCAUUUUAGGUGACAGAAAGCUAGACUUUGAAACCAAGGUUAAAGGUUAUGGAGAUGAUGAAAAAUACUAUCAUUUGAAUCCAUUUAUUAUCGUUUACAAUAAUGAAAAAGAUGAAGAUAAAUUAUUUUCAAAUGAAUAUAAUUAUGGUUAUGACAAUGUUUAUAUUCCACUAUUAACCCAACUUAAGGAUCAAACUUCAACAAAUAAAUACAAAUCAGAGUUAUUCGAUUUCAAUGUGUUUCCAUCAAUUAAAAGGGAAAUUAUUUUAUGUGAUGAUAAUGAUGUCACUUGUAGAUUUGAAAAAUCCAAAUCUUACCAAUUGUAUAAAGAUAUCUAUGUUGAAUCAACAUUAACAGUUACUUUAAAAGAUAGACGUGUAAACGAUGAAACAGAAAAUACAAUUGUUGUACCAACAUCAACAGUCACACCUUUCCCAGACAAGAUAUAUAUCGAUUUAAAAACUGUGGAUUCAGUUAAAAGACUCUAUGAAAAAUUGAAUUUUAAAAAAAAUGAAAACAUCAUUCAAUUGAAAGAAGUCAAUAUAGAAGAUUUAGAAAAAUUUAAAUUCCCAGAUGAAGGCGAUCAAAGUGAUAGCGAAGAAGGUCAUGAUGAUAAAGAUUAUAAUGAAAUUAAUAAAAAAAUAUGUAAAGCUUAUCCAAGUGAUACAGAUUCAAAAAUCAUUAAUUAUCAUCCGGAUUGUCAAGAUCAUCUUAUCUAUUGUAUUCUCUUAACAGAAAAUAAACAUGGUGAUCUACAAAAUAUCAAUUCCAUUGAAGAGUUUAGAAAAGUUUUGGGUGAAUAUACCGAAGGUUUUUUAAAAUUGGAUAAAUGGUGCAUUAAGAAAUAA
Molecule: messenger RNA, 2451 nt
Organism: Dictyostelium discoideum AX4
Lineage: Eukaryota; Evosea; Eumycetozoa; Dictyosteliales; Dictyosteliaceae
Product: deoxyribonuclease II family protein
Exons: 4
Coding region: 1-2451 (816 amino acids)
Biological process (GO): DNA metabolic process
Molecular function (GO): DNA endonuclease activity; deoxyribonuclease II activity
Source: RefSeq, a predicted model, not a curated record